UGACUUUUGAAAGUUUAAUACUAUUAUAUACUUUUUCUAGACUAGUUACUAAUGAUGCUUAUGAAUUUUUGGAUUUUUGGCUUUAUAUGCCAAUGUUUGAGUGCUGAUUUAACUCCUCAUGGACACUAUACCAGUGAAUAUCUCUUAAACAAUUAUAAAAAUGCUUGCGUUAAGGAAGCUAUUCAAAAUGUUUUGCCCGAGUGUUUGAAUGAAGGAAUAGAUUCACUAGACCCAAAUUUAAGAAAGAAACUGGCAAUAUCUUUAUCAAUUUGUGAAUUCCAAAGUUCGGGUGUAGAAAUUCCUGAAUCUUGUAACCCUUUAAAUAUCAACUACGAUGAAUGCAUGUCAGAUAUCAAGCUUUCUCCUCAAUUAUGGACUAGUUAUAGUGGAAAUUAUAGAGAAAUAGCAAAUAUUUGCUAUCAAGAAUCCCUUCCAUAUGAGAAAGAUCAAAUCCUACGUUUGUAUUCUAAUAUUACUGAAAUCAUCUAUAAAGCCUAUGAAGAUUAUAAGGUAUCUAAUGAAUAUAAUGAGCAGGCACAAUUGGAGCUCAAGAAGAAAUUUGAUGAACUAUUGGUAUCUUUAAACGAUUUAGUAAAAGAUUAUGAGAUUCAUCGUGAGGAAAUGAAAGGAGAAUUUGAAGUUUACAAAGUUGAAGUUAAAUCUAAUUUAGAAAGUACUUUGUCUGUUAUACUGGAGACAUACAAAGGUAUAAAUACAGAUUUCAAUGAAAUUUCAACAUAUAUAAGUUUCUUCACAUCUCAAAUAAAAGACAUGAAAGAGGAUUAUUUGGACUUAUUUGCUUCUGUAGAAAAUUAUAGUAACGAUAUACUUGAAAAUAUAGAAAACACAUCCAUCCUAUCUCAAAAGCUUACAUACCACAUGAUAGAUACUUUGAAUAAUUUAUUUGAUUUAUUAGAAGAAAAUCACGAAAGAGCCCAAGAUAUUUCUUUAUCCUUGAGUGAAAAUAAAGAGAUCCAAAACGAUCUUGAAAGGAAGAUUUAUCAGAACAAUUAUGAGUUGGUAUUACAAAAUGACUUAAUAAUUGGAGAAUUCAAUCGAAUGUUUUCUGAAUUAAUGACUACAUUCAAUCAAACUCUUGAAAUAGCACUUCAUAAUGGAGAAAUAGAAAUAGAAAUAUUUAUAAAUGAUACUAUAGGUUCCCUUAAUGGAAAAUUGAAUGAAACAGGGACCAGGUUGCAUGAAAUUACAUUUAAAAUAGAAAAUAUGAUAGAUAUUACUAAAAGUGUAACCUCUUAUGUUAUUGAAGGUUUUGAAUUCAUAAAGAAAUUUAAUUAUAGACUAUUUGAUUAUAGAACUGUGAUAUCUUCUUACAUUAGAAUUUUAUUAUCAAAUUCAUAUUCAUCGACACUUAUUGGAUUUUGUUUAGUAAAUUUAUUUGGUUUUAUUGCUAAAUAUUAUAAAAAUUUCGCAACCAAAACAAUAAUUACCUAUAAUAACAUUAAACUACUAAUACAAAUUUGCUUAACAGUGGCCUCAUUAAUAUGUGGUAUAUGUCUAGCAAUUAUUGUUUUCAGAAUAAUAGGAUUUCUAACAAGUUUAUAG
This is a messenger RNA of Scheffersomyces amazonensis, 1563 nucleotides long. Its product is annotated as Tht1-like nuclear fusion protein-domain-containing protein. Gene Ontology annotation, biological process: nuclear membrane fusion involved in karyogamy; karyogamy involved in conjugation with cellular fusion. Lineage: Eukaryota; Fungi; Ascomycota; Pichiomycetes; Serinales; Debaryomycetaceae. The record is from RefSeq and is a predicted model, not a curated record. The coding region runs from base 52 to 1563 and encodes 503 amino acids. The transcript has a single exon. Gene Ontology annotation, cellular component: endoplasmic reticulum membrane.